Messenger RNA from Closterium sp. NIES-67, 903 nucleotides. The record is from the annotation of a GenBank genome assembly. Lineage: Eukaryota; Viridiplantae; Streptophyta; Zygnematophyceae; Desmidiales; Closteriaceae.
CCUUCCAGAUGACCAUGAAUGGAAUCCUCAGGGAACUCUUGGACAAGUGCGACAUCAUCUACCUCGACGAUAUAUUGAUCUACAGGAGAAGCAGGGAGCAGCACUUAACGGAUCUUGAUGCUGUCUUCACGCUGCUGCACAAGAACUGCCUCAUCACCAAGGGGUCCAAGUGUGAAUUUCUUAAGCAAGAGUUGGAGUUUCUGUGCCACAUCGUCUCUACUAAUGGAGUGAAAAUCGACCCACUAAAAAUCAAGACCAUACAGGAGUGGAAGCCACCGCGAAACGACAAGGAGCUGCAAAGUUUUUUGGGAUUCAUAAAUUACGUCCGCCGCUUUAUCCCCAAUAUGGCUGUGUUAUCCACCCUGCUAACCGACUGGCUGAAGGAUCACGAUUGUUUUUGGUGGGGGGAGAAUCAGCAAGCUGCAUUUGACCAACUGAAGAUCGCCUUCACGUCACCGCCCGUCCUUCGCAUCUCCGAUCCUGACUGUCCAUACGAAGUUAUCACUGACGCGAGCAGCAUCGCCAUCAACGCGGUUCUCCUACAAGAUUUCGGCAUAGGGUUACAACCAGUCGCCUACGAAUCACAGAACCUGCAUGGCGCAGAGAAAAAUGAUAUAGUAUACGACAAGGAAAUGUUCGCGAUCGUCCACGCGUUCAAGACCUGGUGGUGCUACCUGACAGGUGUGGACGUCACUGUGCGAACCGACCAUAAGUCCCUACAGUACCUACGAGCCCAACCGAAUCUCAACCCACGACAGAUCCGCUGGCUCGAUUUCCUCGAGUCAAUUCUCCACUACACCAUCACCUACAAAAAGGGUGCCAACAAUAUUGCUAAUGCCCUGACCCGACCCACUGCCCAUAAAGCUGCCAUACUAUGACCAAUAUGGUGACACCUAUCACAAC